Trichogramma pretiosum is the source of this 1075-nucleotide messenger RNA. Its product is annotated as zinc finger protein 28-like. Gene Ontology annotation, biological process: regulation of transcription by RNA polymerase II. NCBI's taxonomy places the organism in Eukaryota, Metazoa, Arthropoda, Insecta, Hymenoptera, Trichogrammatidae. The coding region runs from base 1 to 1053 and encodes 350 amino acids. Gene Ontology annotation, molecular function: DNA-binding transcription factor activity, RNA polymerase II-specific; RNA polymerase II cis-regulatory region sequence-specific DNA binding. Gene Ontology annotation, cellular component: nucleus. The transcript has 5 exons. The record is from RefSeq and is a predicted model, not a curated record.
AUGGAGAGCAAUAACGCAGUUAGGGUGAAAGAAGAGCCGAGCGAUACUUGGUCGAACGCAGGUGAUGAUUGCUUUUUCAAUUUGGGGGACAUUUGUAAAGCCGAAAACUUUGAUACGUUACCGCUUCAUGAAUUAUCGGCAAAGCAUUCGAAUGAGGCCGUGGCGUUACAGGAGAGGUUAGAUGAAAAAAUAUUCAUAGAUUUGGAGUGCAAAUAUAUUAAGCCUGAACUGCCGCUUUUAUCGACCACCACCUGCAAGACCGAGCAUAAAAGUUUCCAAUCUACUGUAAAAACAGAAAAGGAAAAUUCAACCAACCACAUGAUUGAUAAAAGUCUCAAAAAGGGAUUUAAUUAUGACAAUAAUUGUCAAUUGAAUGUUAACCCCAGUUGCAAAAUUGCCGAUUAUGAGAAGCUUGAAAUUUUUGAAAAAAAUGGUGAAAGAAGAAAAUCAUCGCAUGUGAGAUUUGUGAUGAAUCAUUUUCCUGCAAAAGCGAUCUUAAAUUUCAUUUUAAGUCUAGACAUGAUCACAGCAAAAGAUUUGAAUGUGGGAUCUGUCACAAAUCAUUUUCUCGCAAGGCAUACCUCAAAAAUCACAAAUUCAGUACAUGAUCGUAUCAAACCUUUCAAAUGUGACAUUUGUUACAAAUCAUUUGAUUACCAAAGUUAUCUCAAACUUCACAUAAUUGCAGUUCAUGAUCGGAGCAGACCCUUUGAAUGUGAUAUUUGUCACAAAUCAUUUUCAUUCAAAGGUUAUCUAAAAACUCACAUAAGUGUCGUUCAUGAUCACUUUAAACCCUUUGAGUGUGACACUUGUCACAAAUCAUUUGGAUACCAGCACACCUUAAAAUAUCAUUUGAAUGCAGUUCAUGCUCGUAGCAAUCCCUUCGAAUGUAACAUUUGUCAUCAAUCAUUUGGACAGAAAAGUGACCUCAAACGUCACGUCAAUGCAGUACAUGAUCAAAGCAAACCCUUUGAAUGUAAGGUUUGUCGCAAAUUAUUUGGACAGAAAAGUGACCUCAAACGUCACGCCAAUGCAGUACAUGAUCGUAAUUAAUCUUUAAAAAAUUCAGUUUGUU